Molecule: messenger RNA, 1017 nt
Organism: Paraphaeosphaeria sporulosa
Lineage: Eukaryota; Fungi; Ascomycota; Dothideomycetes; Pleosporales; Didymosphaeriaceae
Product: Aldo/keto reductase
Exons: 2
Coding region: 1-1017 (338 amino acids)
Molecular function (GO): oxidoreductase activity
Source: RefSeq, a predicted model, not a curated record
AUGCUCGUGCAAAUCGCGUUUGCCGCUCUCGUUGGUGUAGCACAUUGCCGCAACAAGCAGCAUCCAAUCCUUUUGCGGCCGGAAGGAAUUGAGCAGCCACUAAUUGGGUUCGGCACAUGGAACCUAAAAGAGAGCCCAGAAAAUACCACAAAUGCUGUUGCAUUCGCAAUCGAGAAGGGUUACAAGCAGAUUGACUGUGCAGCUGCUUAUGGCAAUGAAGAAGCCGUCGGCAAGGGCAUACACAAGGGAUUGAAGAAAGCUGGUCUAAAGAGGGAGGAGAUCUGGGUCACAAGCAAACUAUGGAACGAUCAUCAUGCACCGGACCGCGUAGAAGCUGGCCUUGAUAAGACUCUGAAAGACCUCGGUCUCGAUUACCUAGAUCUCUACCUUAUGCACUGGCCCGUCGGCAAAGGUCUAGACGAUAAGAUGUACCACUACGACUACGUCGACACAUGGAAGUCCAUGGCUGAGCUACUCAAGAGCGGCAGAGUCCGCCGCAUCGGCAUCUGCAACUUCUCGCCUGCGCAGCUGAAGGAGUUGGUCAAGCACAGCUUGAAAGGCGAUUCACCUCUCCCUGCGGUCCACCAAAUGGAACUACAUCCGUACCUCCCGCAGGCGAAAUGGAUCUAUGCCCACAAAGCACAUGGCAUCGCGGUCACAGCUUACUCGCCGCUGGGAAACAUGAAUCCUACAUACGGUGACCGCUUGCGGCGUUCGGUAACCACGCAGUCCAAGGGUCCACUGCUGCUCGAGAACAAAGUUAUCAAGAGCAUUGCGAAGAAACGAGAGUGUACUCCCGCACAGGUCGUUCUGAAGUGGGGUGUUAGCCGCGGCACGAGCGUUAUCCCAAAAAGUAAACACGAGAAGUAUAUCGAGGAGAACCUUGGAGCAACAGGGUGUGGUCUUGGAACGGAUGAUCUCGCCGAUAUCGACGAAUUAGGGGAGGAGCCGGUAAGAUUUAAUAACCCGAGUGACGGAUGGGGUGUGCAUUUGUUCGAUGGCUUGGACGACGCGUAG